Molecule: messenger RNA, 1221 nt
Organism: Plasmodium inui San Antonio 1
Lineage: Eukaryota; Apicomplexa; Aconoidasida; Haemosporida; Plasmodiidae
Exons: 1
Coding region: 1-1221 (406 amino acids)
Source: RefSeq, a predicted model, not a curated record
AUGGGGGCGGACCCCCAAAACUCCGUCUUUGAGGGUUAUAUAGGGGGACUACCGGAUGAAUACCAACGACUGCAUGAGUGUAGCAGGACCCAGAUCACUCCCCAAGGAAAAUGCGACCUAUUUGGCGAUAGAAUUCAGAUGAUUAAAUCAUUGAAAGCGAUUAAGAGCCAGGAAGACGCCCCUCUGAAGGAGUACCAAGUCACAAAUAUAUAUAAGCUGAGUAAUCAGAUAUGUCGGGACCUAGAAGCCUGGAUCAGUACCAGGAAAAUAUCUAACGUGGGGGGCAGAACACUAUUGACUGGGGGUUGCUCAUACACUCAGUACACAAAUAAGGAGAAGGGAAGCGGAGAUGUCCCAUGUAGCCCUAGGAACGAUCUAUUGAAAUGGGCAAACCUGACAGCGGAAAGAGUAACCCAGAGGACCAAUAGAGAUCAUAGAUCCUUACGGCUAUGUAUGGAACUAGUAACAAUAAUGAUGAUACAACUGGAGUUAACGGAUACCUCCAAAAGCGUAAACCUUCAGAUGGCAAUAGAAAAAAACUACUGUCAAGGAGUCUUUCAGGCAUUAAGGCAGUGGGGCAAUGAAAAGAUUGCACGCAAAAUUAUGAACCAGUGGUUUACCUUCCAAGACAGGGAACAGGAGCAGAACCCGCAGUAUGAGAUAGGGGGGCAGGAUCUCUUUGAGGCACUAAGUGCUUCAAAUAAAACCAGGGGUGUCGGCAAUAAAGAUUUAAAUUGUAAAUGGAAAUCUAGGCAAGCCACGGGGGGGAUGCCAAUAGAAGAGCAAUUAACAACCGUGAAAUCCCUAGAUACUACUAUAAAUUCUGUCCCUAUCGGAAAACAAACACAGGAACAGGGGGAUGCUGAAAAAUCCCAAACAGAUGGCCCCCCCGGGACACGUGAUGGGGUAUUGAGCAACUAUUUGAGCGAAAAACCGGAGUCUCAAUCCAAAGCUCCUGGCCCUGGCGGAGGGGGAGCGCAAUCCUCCCCAUCUGUGAAGAUCGGUGCGUCUGAUGACGUCGCUACCCUACACGAGAUGUCAGGGGGCGCAGGAGACGGCCAGAUCGGGGAGCUAAUCGGGGGAGUAAUUGCGUCUAUCUUGGGCGGGUUAGGAGCUUAUGGUGUCUGGAGAAUUUUCCGGGGACGACGUCAGGGAGGAACGGGUUGGCGACGCGGCGGUCCCGGAGUUAAAGUUGUUUCGUAUGGGCAGAUGAGGGAAUGA